Messenger RNA from Pterocles gutturalis (yellow-throated sandgrouse), 2455 nucleotides. RefSeq names its product NADH dehydrogenase (ubiquinone) Fe-S protein 1, 75kDa (NADH-coenzyme Q reductase) (gene NDUFS1). The record is from RefSeq and is a predicted model, not a curated record. The transcript has 18 exons. Lineage: Eukaryota; Metazoa; Chordata; Aves; Pterocliformes; Pteroclidae. The coding region runs from base 1 to 2187 and encodes 728 amino acids. Gene Ontology annotation, cellular component: membrane. Gene Ontology annotation, biological process: ATP synthesis coupled electron transport. Gene Ontology annotation, molecular function: NADH dehydrogenase (ubiquinone) activity; iron-sulfur cluster binding.
AUGCUUCGACUGCCUGCUCUCCGCAAGACCUUGGCGGGGGUUGCCCAGUCCUCCAGAGUGUGUGGGCGUACAACCGCUACAGCAGCCAGCAAUCAAAUAGAGGUGUUUGUGGAUGGUCAUCCUGUAUUGGUGAACCCAGGAACCACAGUACUUCAGGCCUGUGAAAAGGCUGGAAUUCAGAUACCUCGUUUUUGUUACCAUGAUCGUCUCUCUGUUGCUGGAAACUGUAGGAUGUGUCUUGUAGAAAUAGAGAAAGCUCCAAAGCCAGUUGCUGCUUGUGCCAUGCCAGUUAUGAAGGGCUGGAACAUACUGACAAACUCUGAGAAGUCCAGGAAAGCAAGAGAGGGUGUAAUGGAGUUCCUGCUGGCAAAUCACCCAUUGGACUGUCCUAUCUGUGAUCAAGGUGGAGAAUGUGAUCUACAGGAUCAAUCAAUGAUGUUUGGCAGUGAUAGGAGCAGAUUUAGAGAGGGGAAACGUGCUGUGGAGGACAAGAACAUUGGCCCAUUAGUCAAAACAAUCAUGACUCGGUGUAUACAGUGCACUCGAUGUAUCAGGUUUGCUAGUGAGGUUGCAGGGGUAGAUGACUUGGGAACAACCGGAAGAGGAAAUGAUAUGCAAGUUGGUACUUACGUUGAAAAAAUGUUCAUGUCUGAGUUAUCAGGAAAUAUUAUUGAUAUCUGCCCAGUUGGUGCUCUUACCUCCAAGCCAUAUGCCUUUACUGCACGCCCAUGGGAGACAAGGAAGGUAGAGUCAAUUGAUGUUCUUGAUGCAGUUGGAAGUAACAUUGUAGUGAGCACAAGGACUGGAGAAGUGAUGAGAAUUUUGCCAAGACUGCAUGAAGAUAUCAACGAGGAAUGGAUAUCUGACAAAACAAGGUUUGCUUAUGAUGGUCUGAAGCGCCAGAGACUUACUCAGCCAAUGAUCAAAAAUGAGAAAGGACUGUUUGUUUAUGUCUCAUGGGAGGAUGCUUUAACUCAUGUUGCUGGUGUGCUACAGGCUGUCAAAGGUAACGAAGUAGCAGCAAUUGUAGGAGGACUGGUGGAUGCAGAAGCGCUAAUAGCUCUGAAGGACUUACUGAAUAGAGUGAAUAGCGAUAUGCUCUGCACUGAAGAGGUCUUCCCUACUGCCGGAGCUGGCACAGAUUUACGCUCCAACUACCUGCUUAAUACCAAGAUUGCUGGAGUGGAGGAGGCAGAUGUCCUGCUUCUGGUUGGCACCAAUCCACGCUUUGAGGCACCACUUUUUAAUGCUAGAAUUCGAAAGAGCUGGCUUCACAAUGACUUGCAAGUGGCCCUUGUUGGCUCUCCUGUGAAUUUGACCUACACAUAUAAUCAUCUAGGAGAGACCCCACAGAUACUCCAGGACAUUGCUUCUGGAAAACAUGCAUUCUCCAAGGUCCUCGACCAGGCCAAGAAGCCGAUGGUGGUGGUAGGUAGUGCAGCACUGCAGCGCAGCGAUGGAGCAGCUAUCCAUGCUGCUGUUUCCACCAUUGCACAGAAUGCCAGGACUAAGAGCGGUGUUGGUUCAGAUUGGAAAGUCAUGAACAUUCUCCACAGGGUUGCAAGCCAGGUAGCUGCUUUGGAUCUGGGUUUCAAACCAGGAGUGGAGGCAAUUAGGAAAAAUCCUCCCAAAGCAUUGUACCUCUUGGGAGCAGAUUCAGGUUGUAUAACACGUCAGGAUUUGCCAAAGGACUGUUUUAUCAUCUAUCAAGGACAUCACGGGGAUGUGGGAGCUCCAAUGGCUGACAUUAUUCUGCCAGGAGCAGCAUAUACAGAGAAGGCAGCCACAUACGUGAAUACUGAGGGUAGGGCCCAGCAGACAAGAGUGGCAGUAACACCUCCCGGGAUGGCACGGGAAGACUGGAAAAUUAUUAGAGCUGUCUCUGAGUUGGCUGGUAUGACCUUGCCUUAUGAGAACCUUGAUCAAAUACGGAAGCGCUUAGAAGAAGUAUCUCCUAAUCUGGUUCGAUAUGAUGAUGUGGAAGAGGCUAACUACUUCAAGCAGGCAAAUGAAUUGUCACAGUUAGUGAAGCAACAGCUGCUUGCUGAUCCUCUUGUUCCACCUCAACUCACAAUAAAAGACUUUUAUAUGACAGAUUCUAUCAGUAGAGCAUCCCAGACAAUGGCCAAGUGUGUGAAAGCUGUUGUUGAAGGUGCUCAUGCAGUAGAAGAGCCAGCCAGCUGCUAGAGACUAAUCAGACUGCUUACCACCUCCAUCCAAGUAUUUGUUGCAGUUAACUGCUGUGACUCUUUUUUUUUUUUUUUUUUUUCAAAUCUAUUUGCUAGGUUGUAUUCUUCUUCAUUCACAUUUUCAUCAGUUCAAAUAGUCCCAUAAUACUAUAGGAUGAUGUUGUGUCUGAGAGAACAUGAAGCACUCAACUCAUUGUACCCAGAGGGAGAGUACAUGAUGAUUGUAUACAAAUAAAUUAUAGUACCAAAAAAUCCAUUACCUAUGU